Pseudozyma hubeiensis SY62 is the source of this 480-nucleotide messenger RNA. RefSeq names its product pseudouridine synthase. Bases 1 to 480 code for a protein of 159 amino acids. The record is from RefSeq and is a predicted model, not a curated record. Lineage: Eukaryota; Fungi; Basidiomycota; Ustilaginomycetes; Ustilaginales; Ustilaginaceae. The transcript has a single exon.
AUGACAGCGAGCGGAAGCCAAGUCGCACUGCAAGAGCGGCACAAGGUCUUCGUGUUUGAUUCAGCGUCUAGGCAUGGAUCCGGCGAUGCAAGGCUGACAGAACAGCUUGGCAACGAGGGUGCUGGAACCGGUCCCUCGACCCCCCGUCCGAUCCUCGAAACUGCUUUGUUUGCCGCCCUCGCGUGGCUUGCGGAUCGCUGCUCAGUGACAAGCGAGAGAAUACUCGAGAUCGACCAAGUCAUCAGCGGCAAGAUAUCGUCAAGCUUGCAGAAGCGAAGCCUGACCAAGGCGGCAAGUCGUACCCUUCAAAUUUCAUUCUCCCCUGUCACACAGACGCACACUACCCUGAAAACGAAGCGAGUCAACACGAGGCCGCACUCCCGAUCGGUGGUUCCGCAAAGCUUUGGCGAGUUCCUGGCUGUUGGCUUUGAAAGGAAGGUCCAGCUUGACGGCAGCGGCGGCAGCAGUCGGCAGUGUUAG